GGGAAGCCAUGAUUACAACUAGCAGGGAGUAGCGUAAGUGCAAUACUAUGCACAAAAGCACUUUCGUCACGAAAUCCAACAAAGAAGAAAAGAAAGAUCGAAUGUAGUUGUUAAGUUGAAAGCAUAUUUUAUUCAUUAUGCAUAUUAUUAUUUAAUCAAUACAUGUGUUCCCUGAUAUAGUUUGUAAAUAUACGUAAUAACAAUGUAAGAUUUGUUGAAAGUGUUCCUUUAUAUCGGUAGCUAUAUUAACGCCAUUUAUAUCUCAGUGGCGGCAAAUGCUAAUGCUAUCAACAAUGCUAACAUGUGGAAAAAGAUUAAUUUGGAUUUUAUCCUUUUUAACUGAAUGUUUAUCAUGAUCGCGUGGAUAUCGGAAGCUCUCGUGUGGAAAAUGCAUUUGCCCAUCGACUUAACUGUAAGGAAUUUUUAGGAUAUCUACAACAGGAAUGUUAUUAGAGGUGAAGUCCUGUGUUGUAACAAGGGUUUGGGAAAAAUCGUUGAGUAACUCGGGACCAAAUGUCAACGAACGACGACUUUGAAAAUGACAUUUGGGAUUACAAACCACUUAAGAAAAAGAAGAAACAAGAAUCACUUCUUGUCCCCAAAACGGUGUCCAAGAGAAGAUGCACAACCAGAGGAGCAAACCAGGGACACACUUCUUCCUCUGCUCUAUCUCCUAUAAAUAAGACCAACUUUAUUGCAAAAUCAAGCGUAAAAUCUGAACCAGUGCCUGUUUUAAUAAAAGGAGAAAACGACUUUUUAGAUACAUCGAAUGCACAGUUAAAUAUUUCAAGUAAUGAAACUGUUUACAAUGGCAAUAACAAUGGCGAGGAGGAAUCAGCUGGAGACUACUGUCCUGUGUGUCAGAUGCCAUUUUCCAUUCUGGUGGUGCAGUCUCAGAGAUGGCAUGUUGUUGACUGUCUUGACUUCUGCAGGAAGUCAUGUAAAGAGUGCCCCGAAGGCCUCCUGUGCUCCUCUACCUUUCCAAACCACUAUAGAAACUUUAACCACACUCUUCUUGCACAAAGUCGAGCCAGUGAAGAUCUGGUUCUGCAUCAGACAACCCCAAGAGACACUAAUCUAAUUGGACCCGCAAUUACAAAACACGGCAACCACAGUGGACCUGUAAAUAAUCAUGUGGACCAAGUGGAUUGUUCCGCUUUGAAGACUUCACAAGACAAUGUCCCCAUACACUCUUUGCCUUCUUCCCCUAUUAAUAAUAACCAAACUAAAUCACCCAAUAUUCCCAAUGGCCUCCUCCUACUGCGCUCACCUGCACCUCAAGAUUUAAAGAAAAAGAAAGGCUGGUCCUCUCCUAAAGUCCCAAAAUCUGUCAGCUCUGGCCAAGAAAGUAAAGCAGAGACACCUGUCAAAAAAGUCAGUGAUAUUCAAGCUUGUACUAUUAUUCUUAAAAGUGCACCUUCACCUUUGGAAAGUGAUGAUGCAAUAUCCUACUCCCCUCUUUCCGAGCUCCCAGCAGAGGUUGAAACUAAUCAGGCUGGUCCUAGAAAAACACUUUUUGAUAGUGACCCAGGUGGUAAAGAGAAUGAAGACUCUUUUGUACCACUUAAUGAUAGCGAAGAUGAUGAUUUAUUUGCUGAAUUACUGGACAGUUUGGAUAAAGAGGAGGCAACAGUAUCUUCUUCAUUUAACACCCAGGUGUUUUCAGUUACCUCAUUACAGCAAACCAAUCAGGAGACUCUAAACAAUGCAACUUACAAAUGUGAAAAGGAAAAGCCCGGAUCAUCCACCAGUGUUGGCUCUAGUGAAAACAGCAUUCAGUCACCACAGAGUAUUGUCCUGGAGCGUUUGAGGGACACCAUUUUAAACACAGAAAAGCCAUUUUGUGAAGGCGUUAGUAUUCAGUCAGCUAAGACAAAUUCAGAAAUGCCUUUAUCUGAAAAAAUUACAGUACAGAAGACCCAAAGCAAACAAGCUCAACCUGCCAUCUUAAAACAAACUGAUAUUGGAGUGUUUUUUGGACUUAAACCACUCAAGGACAAAGAGACAAGACAUCCAGCUCAAGAACCACAACCCUUCUUAACUGAAGAGGAGAAGAAAGGAGCAAAACCACAAAAGAAAACCAGGCAAAAGAUGAGUCAGGCCACAACAUCCGCAGGGAGUUCACAAAGCACAGUGGCUACAGUAGAAAGUAGCACUGGAGGAGAAGCUAAAAGAGCUGGGACCAAAGGGUGGAGAAGGAGGACCAAUGCAGCAGCAGGGGAUGGAAAUUACCCACGUUGUCCAUUUUAUAAGAAGAUUCCCGGAACAAAGUUUGUUGUAGACGCCUUCCGGUACGGGCCCGUAGAGGGGAUCACCACCUAUUUCCUAACACAUUUCCACUCGGACCAUUACGACGGACUAAAUAAAAACUCAACACUUCCCAUCUACUGUAAUAAAAUAACAGGGAACCUGGUGAAAAGCAAACUGAGGGUCCCAGAGCAGUAUGUGCACAUACUACCAAUGAACACAGAGGUCACUGUGGAGGGAGUCAAGGUCAUUAUGUUGGACGCAAACCAUUGUCCAGGAGCUGCGAUGCUGCUUUUCAUUCUACCUGAUGGGCAGACAGUGCUUCACACUGGAGAUUUCAGAGCCGACUCAUCAAUGGAAUCCUACCCUGAGCUAUUGAGCUGCAGGGUCCAGACACUCUACCUGGAUACAACAUAUUGCAGCCCAGAGUACACUUUCCCAAAACAACAUGAGGUCAUUAACUAUGCAGCCAACAGGGCCUUUGAGUUGGUGACACUUAACCCACGCACCCUGGUGGUGUGUGGCUCUUACUCUGUGGGGAAGGAGAAGGUCUUCCUGGCUCUUGCAGAUGUCCUGGGAUCUAAAGUAUGCCUCUCAAGGGACAAGUUCAACACCAUGUGCUGUCUGGAGUCAGAGGAAGUUAAACGAAGAAUAACCACAGACUGGAAAUCAGCUCAGGUCCAUGUAUUGCCUAUGAUGCAACUGUCCAUCAAGAAACUGCAAGAUCAUUUAGCUCGCUUCUCAACCAAAUAUGACAAGCUGGUGGCCUUCAAACCCACUGGAUGGACGUUCAGCCAGCAGGUGGAGUCCGUGGAGGACAUUAAACCCCAUAUUAGCGGCAACAUCUCUAUAUAUGGGAUCCCAUAUAGUGAGCACAGCAGUUUUCUGGAGUUGAAGCGCUUCGUGCAGUGGUUGAGGCCAUUAAAGAUCAUUCCCACAGUGAACAAUGGGCGCUGGGAGACCAGGAAGGCCAUGGAGAGGUGUUUCAGUGAAUGGAUGGGGGAAUCGGGAAUGGCUAAACUCUGAUAAACACUUUUAUACUUCUUAAUAAACUGUAUUCAGGAGUUUCAGGCGAAUGAUUCCUUCCUAAUUUUAAGGAUUUUGUGAAGACCUUUCCCCAUUCUAAAGAUAUAUUUCGAUUUCAAGCGCGUGGUUGCUAUAACCAUGGAGGACCAUUGUCAUGCCAAAUUCUCCGAAACAGGAAGGAAUACUUAUGCCUGAAACUCAUAAAGUUGAGUUGAAACAUCAUAUCGUGAGAAGUAAUAGUACAAUAAUGUGUAUUACUAUUCACUUUUAUUGUUUUAUGGUACUUGCAUAAUAUAUUCAUCAGCAUUCAUUUCAGAUAUUCUGAAAUUAGAAUGUAUUCCACAUUUCUGUUUACAACUGUAAAAUGGUCUGUUUUCAUAAUAACUUUUAUUGCUGAAGAAAAUAAAUGUUUUAAUAUUCAACA
Boleophthalmus pectinirostris (great blue-spotted mudskipper) is the source of this 3697-nucleotide messenger RNA. It is a transcript of the gene dclre1a, whose product is annotated as DNA cross-link repair 1A (PSO2 homolog, S. cerevisiae). The transcript has 9 exons. NCBI's taxonomy places the organism in Eukaryota, Metazoa, Chordata, Actinopteri, Gobiiformes, Gobiidae. The record is from RefSeq and is a predicted model, not a curated record. Gene Ontology annotation, biological process: protection from non-homologous end joining at telomere; interstrand cross-link repair; double-strand break repair via nonhomologous end joining. Gene Ontology annotation, molecular function: damaged DNA binding; 5'-3' DNA exonuclease activity. The coding region runs from base 514 to 3273 and encodes 919 amino acids.